AUGAGUGAGCACACUCGAAAACCUCUUCCAAUUCGACAGGGAAGAGAACUCGAUCGUCCUCGAUGGACUGUGACAAGACGCGAAGAAACUCGACACUCGCCGUCGAGACCGACUUCUCCGUUUCAGUCGAGAAGCGUAACGACAACCGAAAGAGUGCAUAUUGUGCAAUUGCCAGUGACAGAUACUUCCCAGCUGUCACCUGCGCAUAUUCUCGCCCUCUCUCCACAUGGAAAUACGUCGCAGUCCGUCUCAUCGAUUGUAACCACUAAUCAGGCUGAAGGUAUCGGAUUGAUUGGAGCGGUGACCGCUUCUGGAGUUCCACUGCACAAUGGAAUCAUAUUCAAUCGUGACACGAAACAAACCACGACUAUAAUCACAACCACGACAACAACAUAUAAGAUUCUUGAGGUUAGCGAUAGCGAUUCGCUUUCUGAUGACUAUGAAAUGGUUGAUGACAACACAUUGACAAUUGAUGUUGAUUUGACUGAACGAGUACCUUCGCCGAACUACGUGAUCGUUUCAAAAAGCGAGACGAAUGCUCCGAUGUCGCCAAUCACCAAAGCGAGCCUGAAUAUUGAUUUGGAAAUCCCGCCAAGAAUCAGCGAAACACAACGACAUCAAGACAUUGAAGAUUUUCCGAUCACUUCAAUCGUCAACGUCUACCAUUGCGGACAUACUGACAAUGAAAAUAGCAGAAUGGCAACGAUGAAAAUUCCGAUUUAUGAAGAAUCACAAUAUGUUGCAAAUGAUGAACAAACCGCUUCGACUUCGUCAGAUGGAUCGUUCGAAUAUGUUGAG
Molecule: messenger RNA, 798 nt
Organism: Caenorhabditis bovis
Lineage: Eukaryota; Metazoa; Nematoda; Chromadorea; Rhabditida; Rhabditidae
Source: the annotation of a GenBank genome assembly